This is a messenger RNA of Ochotona curzoniae (black-lipped pika), 730 nucleotides long. RefSeq names its product DNA-directed RNA polymerase II subunit RPB11-a. The transcript is spliced from 4 exons. Gene Ontology annotation, cellular component: RNA polymerase II, core complex. The coding region runs from base 156 to 539 and encodes 127 amino acids. The record is from RefSeq and is a predicted model, not a curated record. NCBI's taxonomy places the organism in Eukaryota, Metazoa, Chordata, Mammalia, Lagomorpha, Ochotonidae. Gene Ontology annotation, molecular function: protein dimerization activity; DNA binding. Gene Ontology annotation, biological process: transcription by RNA polymerase II.
CCGCUUGCGCAAGCUCCUCCGCGUCGCCAGGGGGCAGUGAACCGGUCCUGAAGCGUCCGGGCCUGGAAGCGGCGUGACCCGGAAGCGGUUGCGUUGUUGCGUCUGGAGGCGGCGGCGGUGGCGGAAGUGGCCGUGUAGGGGGCUGCGGCGGCAGGAUGAACGCCCCUCCAGCCUUCGAGUCCUUCUUGCUCUUUGAGGGGGAGAAGAAGAUCACCAUCAACAAGGACACCAAGGUCCCCAACGCCUGCCUUUUCACCAUCAAUAAGGAGGACCACACGCUGGGGAACAUCAUCAAGUCGCAGCUGCUGAAGGACCCGCAGGUGCUGUUCGCCGGCUACAAGGUCCCCCACCCACUGGAGCACAAGAUCAUCAUCCGUGUGCAGACCACGCCCGACUACAGCCCGCAGGAGGCUUUCACCAACGCUGUCACCGACCUCAUCAGCGAGCUCUCCCUGCUGGAGGAGCGCUUCCGGGUGAGGGCAUGGCCCAGCCAGGCCAGGGAAGUGGCCAUCAAAGACAAACAGGAAGGCAUUGAAUAGCAGCCAGAAGGGGCUUCAGGGCGUCCUGUCCUCCUCCGGCCCAUGGGGCGAGCCGUGGCACCCGUGCUCCUGUCUGGUGAGCCCCUUGCCUGGCUUUCACGUGCCUAGUACGCAGGUUCUGUUUCUCCUUCCUAAUAAAGUGUGGCAGGAAGACGCGGUGUGGGCUCAGUGGUGAUGCCCUGGGCAAUGAG